AUGUCAUGGUAUUAUUUGGAAAAUAGUUUUGACCUCAUCCGCUCCCAGAAGGAGUCUGUGAAACCCCAGCAUUUAGAUCCCCGACUUGAGAACCACCGUGAGAGAGUAGAAAGCAGGAAAGAAGGAUUGUCGAAAUGUGGAAGAUGCAAGCAGGCAUUUUACUGCAAUGUGGAGUGUCAGAAAGAAGACUGGCCCAUGCACAAGCUGGAGUGUUCGCCAAUGGUGGUUUUGGGGGAGAACUGGACCCCCUCGGAGACUGUAAGACUAACAGCAAGGAUUCUGGCCAAACAGAAAAUCUACCCAGAAAGAACACCUUCGGAGAAACUGUUAGCUGUGAAGGAGUUUGAAUCACAUCUGGAUAAGCUAGACAAUGAGAAGAAAGAUUUGAUUCAGAGUGACAUUGCUGCCCUUCAUCAGUUCUACUCUAAGCACCUCGAAUUCCCCAGCCACAGCAGCCUUAUAGUGCUCUUCGCACAGGUUAACUGCAAUGGCUUCACCAUUGAAGAUGAAGAACUUUCUCAUUUAGGAUCAGCGAUAUUUCCUGAUGUGGCACUGAUGAAUCAUAGCUGUUGCCCCAAUGUCAUUGUGACCUACAAGGGGACCCUGGCAGAAGUAAGGGCCGUGCAGGAAAUCCACCCAGGAGAAGAGGUGUUUACCAGCUAUAUCGACCUCCUGUACCCAACAGAAGACAGGAAUGACCGGUUACGAGACUCCUACUUCUUUACGUGCGAGUGCCAGGAGUGCACCACCAAAGACAAGGACAAGGCCAAGGUGGAAGUGCGGAAACUCAGUGAUCCCCCAAAGGCAGAAACCAUCCGAGACAUGGUCAGAUACGCACGCAACGUCAUCGAGGAAUUCCGGAGGGCCAAGCACUACAAGUCCCCUAGCGAGCUGCUGGAGAUCUGCGAGCUCAGCCAGGAGAAGAUGAGCUCUGUGUUUGAGGACAGCAACGUGUACAUGCUACACAUGAUGUACCAGGCCAUGGGUGUCUGCUUAUACAUGCAGGACUGGGAAGGGGCCCUGAGAUAUGGACAGAAGAUCAUUAAGCCCUACAGUAAGCACUAUCCUGUGUACUCCCUCAACGUGGCCUCCAUGUGGCUGAAGCUGGGCCGGCUGUACAUGGGCCUGGAGAAGAAAGCUGCCGGAGAGAAAGCCUUGAAGAAGGCUCUUGCAAUCAUGGAAGUAGCUCACGGCAAAGAUCAUCCAUACAUUUCCGAGAUCAAACAGGAAAUCGAAAGCCACUGAAACUGCAAUGUGCUGGCUUUCACCCUGAAACCGAGAGGACUGGAGGACUUCCCCUCCUGUACGUCCUCCAGCAUUUCUACAGACUCCCCGCAAUGAAAUACUUCUGCACCUCAGCCUUGCACACUUUGAGGUUGAUCUUAAUCUUCAACCUUAACAUUAAAUUAUUUUGAAUGCUUCUAUGUUAUUUUUAUAAGAGGUAAUGGCAUGGUUCUUAUGUCUUAUAUGAUUUGGGCAGAUCAGGUUUUAAAAUGCAAUUAUUUUUCCCUUCUUGCCUAUUGUCAUGACAAAACUGAACAAAGUUGAAUGAUGAGAGAAUAAAAGAGAUA
This is a messenger RNA of Dipodomys ordii (Ord's kangaroo rat), 1571 nucleotides long. It is a transcript of the gene Smyd2, whose product is annotated as SET and MYND domain containing 2. Gene Ontology annotation, molecular function: protein binding. Gene Ontology annotation, cellular component: nucleus. The record is from RefSeq and is a predicted model, not a curated record. Lineage: Eukaryota; Metazoa; Chordata; Mammalia; Rodentia; Heteromyidae. The transcript has 12 exons. The coding region runs from base 1 to 1245 and encodes 414 amino acids.